GCUACAGGCGGAAGUGUGAUCACGACGCGCGUGGCCGCGCUUCGCGUGCCCGUUCGACAACGACAGGCAGCCUCCGCUCUACAGCUCGUCCGCACCGAACAUGGCACCCAAAGACCCUCUCCUCGGCACCCUCAAAGUGUGCGUCCUGAACCUGCAGUCGGAUGGAGGGGUCGUGUCGGACACCAACCCUCACCUCGCCUCCUGCUGUGAGCUCCUGGAGCUGGUCCUCAGGAAGGGGCUCCAACAACCAGUUCUCAGCCUGGUACACAGAGACUACUGGCAGUGUUUAGAGCAGCUCACUCGCCAAGAUGCCUGUGGCAGGAUGUCGGCCUUGUCCUUGGCAGUGGAGCAGACUAGAGUUUGCAAGAAGCUGCUCUCCGCUCAGGGCCGGGGCCGCUACCUGCUCCGCCUGGGCCUCCGCCGCAAGGCUCUGCCUCAGUUCAUCACUCACCUGCUGCACGCACCCCGAGUCCUGGAGUGGUACAGCCCGGAGCUGUCCAUCCUCAGGAAUGAGGAGUUUGUGGAGCCGUUCAUGUCGCUGCUGCUGGUCCUCUCGCUCAUGGAGUUCAAACUGGACAUGGCGAAUUGCAGUUUUCUGGAUGAGAGCUGGCUCCUACCGGUAAGAAUGAAAAAAACAAAUCAAAGAUUAUUGUUUUCCACACACACGGCGUCACAACAAUAUGACGAAGGUUUUUUGAGAUCACGCGAUCAGCAGAAUGCGAGAGACAGGCGCUCAAUGGUUUCUCUACAUCUCCAGGUGUGUGAGACGUAUGACGUGGUGCCCUGUCGGGAGGUGGGGAUGGUGUUGCGGUAUCUCAGUGGGCGGGUCUUUGUCCUCGACCUGACGCCCGGCAGUCAGGCUCACGUGGACGACUUCCUCCGUCCCGGUGACGUCAUCGAUGAGAUCAAUGGAAUCUCGCUGAGGAACUCCAAGAAUAAACAGGCGGGCGUGGUUCUCUCCCGGCUGAAGGGCCGCCCCAUCGCCAUCGGCGUCCUGCGGUGGCGGGCUCAGGACGGCACGGUGUACCGGCCCCUCGUCAAGCCCCUGCGGGAGCUGAGGAUGGAGAACCCGGCCCUGAAGCUGGGGCCGGCCGCCUCCCAGCAGCCGGCCCCCGAGGACCCGAGCACCUCCCCGUCACGGUGUCUCAAAGAGGGAAGGAUUGUGUACAUCGUGCAGUUCUUGGGAAAAGUAAACAUUGGAAUGUUUGGGGGCAGGGAGGUGCUGCAGCACGCCAUCAGACAAGUGUUGCAGAGAAACAUACCCAGCCAGGAGGCCCUCUUGGAUAUGAAGGAAACUCAUUUGACGUGCACAGACAGAAACAGUAAACUGGAGCUGUUUGAGCACCACUACCCAGAGAUGUCAAGUGUUGGGAGAUUUGGUCAACCGGAUUACACAACAUUUGCAUUCUGCAUGACAGACUCCCCAGAAACACAGCAGUCCACCGGCUUCUGGUGCAUUGCACUCAAAGCAAAGACCACCGACGAGUGUGAAGAGAUCGUCUCCCGUAUUGGUGAGGAAGAGCAGUUUAGAACCAGAAGUCAAAUUUACUAUUUAAUAGACAAUAAAAGUCUGUUUGUGCUCUUCUUACAGCGACUGGCUUCAAGCAUACAGAGUGGUUUGUAUGACACCUCAGUGAAAGCGAACCGUUUUAUAUGUGUAAAUAAAUGUAGUGUGUAAAGAU
This is a messenger RNA of Pseudoliparis swirei, 1682 nucleotides long. RefSeq lists its product as uncharacterized. The transcript has 14 exons. NCBI's taxonomy places the organism in Eukaryota, Metazoa, Chordata, Actinopteri, Perciformes, Liparidae. Gene Ontology annotation, molecular function: protein binding. The record is from RefSeq and is a predicted model, not a curated record. The coding region runs from base 101 to 1678 and encodes 525 amino acids.